Messenger RNA from Ogataea haglerorum, 1296 nucleotides. RefSeq lists its product as uncharacterized. Gene Ontology annotation, cellular component: peroxisome. Gene Ontology annotation, biological process: ergosterol biosynthetic process; isopentenyl diphosphate biosynthetic process, mevalonate pathway. Gene Ontology annotation, molecular function: phosphomevalonate kinase activity; ATP binding. The record is from RefSeq and is a predicted model, not a curated record. The transcript has a single exon. NCBI's taxonomy places the organism in Eukaryota, Fungi, Ascomycota, Pichiomycetes, Pichiales, Pichiaceae. Bases 1 to 1296 code for a protein of 431 amino acids.
AUGUUUAGUGCUCCCGGAAAGGCCUUUGUGGCCGGAGGCUAUCUAGUUCUGGACCCCAAAUACAAAGCCUUCGUGAUAGCCCUGUCCUCCAGAAUGUACGCCCAUGCUCAUGUGGAGAACGGGACGGGAGAACACAUCGAAGUGCGCGUCAAGUCCCCCCAGUUCGCUGAGGGAGAAUGGUGCUACAAGAUAGAUCUUUCCAGACUGGAUCGCGCUGAGGAGAUACAUGGCCGCGGCAAUCCCUUUGUGAAGUCGACAAUUGACGUUGUCUUGCUGUACCUGGCUCCAAAACAGACUAAGCGUAUCACGGUCACCAUCUUCUCUGACCCAGAGUACCACUCGCAAAAAGACUCUACGCCGAAAACCUCAAAAAACGGACUCAAAACCCUAUACUUCCACUCGCAGCCGAUACACAAAGUGGCGAAGACGGGACUGGGAUCGAGCGCGGGUCUGGUUGCGUGCUUGACGACGGCUCUGCUCUCGUGUUUCAGCGAAAACUUUGACGUGAAAAGUGAAACCACACUCAACAGGAUCCACAACCUCGCUCAGGUUGCUCAUUGCCACGCCCAGGGGAAAAUUGGCUCAGGAUUCGACGUGGCCGCUGCAACGUUCGGCUCGAUUGUGUACCGCAGAUUCGAUCCGCAGCUGGUGAACAGGGUGAUAGAGUCCUGGAAAAAUGAGGACCUGGUGCAAUUGGUCGACAACACAGACUGGAAGAUAGAACACACAAAGUGCUGCCUGCCUCCAGGAAUAAAAUUGCUCAUGGGAGACAUUGUGGGGGGUUCGGAAACCCCAAAGUUGGUCUCCAAGGUUCUGGAAUGGAGGAAAAAGGAGCCCGAGAGAUCGCUUGAGACGUGGACGCAUUUGAACUCGAGCAACAUGCGGCUCGUCGAGUCGCUCGAAAAGCUACAAGACUUCAGCAAAAGCCAGCCAGAGACCUACAAAUUGUCGCUCCGAAGUCUGGUGGAAGGCAACAAAAGCGGCUUCAGCGACGUCGUCUCGAGUAUACAAGGAAUUCGCCGGUACCUGAAAAUCAUGACUCUGGAAAGCGGCGCGGAGAUUGAGCCAGACCAGCAGACAGAACUGCUAGACUACUGCAUGUCGCUAAACGGUGUUUUGGGCGGAGUAGUGCCCGGUGCUGGGGGCUACGACGCGGUGUGCUUGCUGGUGGCCGAGGAGGCCAUUCGGGAUGUGGUGGAACGUACAAAAGACCUCUCUGUGACGUGGUUGAACCUGCACGAGCAAGAAACAGGCAUCCGCGAGGAAGACGUCUCGAGCUUUAUCGGUUUUUUAUAG